Molecule: messenger RNA, 352 nt
Organism: Neurospora hispaniola
Lineage: Eukaryota; Fungi; Ascomycota; Sordariomycetes; Sordariales; Sordariaceae
Exons: 1
Coding region: 78-305 (75 amino acids)
Source: RefSeq, a predicted model, not a curated record
GACUGAAUGGGCAAGUGGCGGGAUCCGACUUCAAUCGGCCGGCCCGGAGCGGGGGCGGAGACGGCACGUGUUAGAGGAUGAUCGGAUUGGCCAUUAUUAUUGGGACCCUGCUUCUGCUAUGUAGCUUGCCCGAGCUAGCCGAGCCUAAAAGGACGUGUUGGCAAGCCAAGUGGUGGCCAAACUUGGCCGAGACAUCGCUAACGAGCAACAUGCCGUGCCGGGGAAAGAAGUGGAAUUGGAACAGCCGAGUUCAUUCAAGCAUGUUCCAAAGAAAGCCCUGUGAGACCUUCCCGCAUAGGCGUUGAAGAAAUGCAACAAGACGAUGUCGUGCACGGAAAGAUGCAGAGCGGUU